This is a messenger RNA of Neurospora tetrasperma FGSC 2508, 1104 nucleotides long. RefSeq names its product 3-methyl-2-oxobutanoate hydroxymethyltransferase. The record is from RefSeq and is a predicted model, not a curated record. Gene Ontology annotation, molecular function: magnesium ion binding; 3-methyl-2-oxobutanoate hydroxymethyltransferase activity. The coding region runs from base 1 to 942 and encodes 313 amino acids. Gene Ontology annotation, biological process: pantothenate biosynthetic process. Lineage: Eukaryota; Fungi; Ascomycota; Sordariomycetes; Sordariales; Sordariaceae. Gene Ontology annotation, cellular component: mitochondrion. The transcript has 2 exons.
AUGGGCCUCCCGCCCACCAGCCCCCGCAAAAAGGUCACGCUCAACACGCUGCAGUCCAUGUACAAAAAGGGCGAGAAAAUCACCAUGAUCACGGCGCACGAUUUCCCUUCGGCACACGUGGCCGAGCACGCGGGCAUGGACAUGAUCCUCGUGGGCGACAGCCUGGCCAUGGUUGCUCUGGGGAUGGAGGACACGAGCGAGGUGUUGGUGGAGGAGAUGUUGCUGCAUUGUCGGAGUGUGGCGAGGGCUACUAGCCGGGCUUUUACUGUCGGCGACCUCCCCAUGGGCUCCUACGAAAUCUCGCCCCAACAAGCCCUCUCCACCGCCAUCCGCUUCAUCAAAGAAGGCCGCGUGUCCGCCGUCAAACUCGAAGGCGGCGCCGAGAUGGCACCCACCAUCCGCGCCAUCACCACCGCCGGCAUCCCCGUGCUCGCCCACAUCGGGCUCACUCCCCAGCGCCAAAACGCUCUGGGUGGCUUCCGCGUCCAGGGCAAAUCCAAAGAAUCCGCCAAGCGAUUACUCCGAGACGCCCUGGCCGUCCAGGAGGCCGGUGCUUUCGCCGUGGUGGUGGAGGCCGUGCCGCAGGAGGUGGCGGCCUUCAUCACCGGUCUCCUGAAAAUCCCGACGAUUGGCAUUGGUGCUGGAAACGGCACGAGUGGACAGGUGCUGGUGCAGGCGGAUAUGACGGGGAAUUUCCCGCCUGGGAGGUUCUUGCCCAAGUUUGUCAAGAAGUAUGGCGAUGUGUGGGGGGAGGCGUUGAGGGCUAUUGAGACGUAUAGGGAUGAAGUCAAGGGCGGGAGUUAUCCGGCCGAGGAGCAUACGUACCCGAUGGCGAAGGAGGAGGUGGAGGCCUUUGUGGGGGAUGUGAGGAGGCUGAUGAAUGCGAAUGCGUCUGCUAAGGCUGAAGGCGAGGGUGAGAAGGAUGCGCGAGUAAUGCUGUAGUGCGUGCGUGGCGGUGGGAGGAGGAUAAUACCCCUUGCAUGAUGUUGGGAUAACAAAAAUGUGUUGCUGUUUUUGGAUAUAAGAGCGUUGCCUCACGUUGAUAGUGUAGUAAUUGAUAGGUACCUCUGUCGUGAUCCCUUUAAUUUGAUGUGAGGUGCCGUG